Messenger RNA from Danio rerio (zebrafish), 9618 nucleotides. NCBI's taxonomy places the organism in Eukaryota, Metazoa, Chordata, Actinopteri, Cypriniformes, Danionidae. The record is from RefSeq and is a predicted model, not a curated record.
CGCAUUAUUUUAGUCCAUUUUUAUUUGUGAUUAAAACUGUGACGUUAGCUGUGCUUCCUACACAGUGUGCUAAGUUUAAGACAAAAACCGAAAAGUGCCUUACCAAGUGUUUUUGGCUUGAUGUGCUUGUGGAUAUUUGACGUGAGAACGGAUCACAAGGACGAAUGGGUUUAAUCUGAUUACUUUCCCUCUCUCGUCAGAUUAAGGUUAUGAAUAAUCACGUUGAAAGGAUUAUAUUGAAGAGGGAAACGGAAGUGGGAUGGGGCAGAAACAUGAGAGAAAAAGAGUUUAGGGUAGUUUAGCAUCAAGGCUAAAACAAGUUAAUGUUCAAAAAGCUUUUUGUGUCUCAACUCUGUUGUUAGCAUGUCUGCUAAUGUGUCAAUGUUAGCUGCAAAUGGCUUUGUUUACCUCACUUUGUUAUUAUUUUGACAAUCUAAAGUUAGCAUCUAUGCUUUAAUGUAAAUAAAAAAAUGCUAGCUACAUAGAGCUUUAUCUCGCAUAGUAAUUUCCACAAUCUAUUGUGCUAAAAUAUAUUUCAAAAAUAGUUAGCUGCACAAGGCUUAGUUAACCUCGGUUUGUUAUAAUCUUAAUGACCUGUAUUUAGCAAAUGAAAAUGCGAGCUGCACAGGGCUUUUUAACCUGGCGUUUUUGUCAUUUCCACAAUCUGUAGUUAGCAUCUAUGCUAAAAUGUAUGCAAAAAUGUUAGCACAGUGCUUCAUUUAUCUCACUUUGUUACAAUUUUAAACAGCUGUACCUAUAGCACCCUGACUAAAACUGACAUUAAAUAUUCUAGCUACACAGGGCUCUUUUUACAUGACAUUGUUGUGGUUCUACAAUUUGUAGCAUAUUAAAAUGUGUGUAAAAAUGUUAGUUUCACAGGGCUUUAUUUACAUCACUUUAUAAAAAUCUUGCAUUAGAAAUGCUAAAUCUUGCAUUAGAAAUGCUAGCUGCACAGGGCUUUUUUUAUCACUUUCCACAAACUGUGGUUUCCGUUUGUGCUAAAACGCUUAUUAAAAUAUUAGUUGCAUUGGGCCUAACCUACUUUAUGAUUUUGACAACUGUAGUUAGCAUCCUUGUUAAAGCAUACAUUAAAUGUGAACUGCAUUCACCUUUGUGUUGUAUUGUUAUUUGCAAGGCUACCCACAAAGCAAAAUUUCUCUGGGCCACACAUUCAGCUUUUGCUUGGCCACGUGCUGCAGUGAUUUACAGUACACGAUUGGACCAAGUCUGGCUUCCAUACAUGGGCCAAUCAUGGACCAAAUCAGGGCCAAGUCUCAGCCAAGUGAAUAACCAUUAACUGGGCCUGAACUGGGCCAGAUAUGUUGGUCUUUCAUGACAGAAGUAAAUUUGAUAAACCACGCUUUUUCUCGAAGCGACCCGAUUGGUAGAAUAUUUUACUUACUCAAAAAUAAUUCAAAUGCAUUUUAAAAGUGGGUCAAGAUAGGCCAAACUUACAUAGCCCACACAUACAUUUUUACCAUCUGGUCCAAAUGCUACAUUUGAAAUCUGGACCAAGUAUUGUGUGCUGCUUUAAAGACGGUACCACCUCUGCCAAACCCUGGCAAUGUAUAGCUCACAUGCUGUAUGCCAGUGCCGGAUGAAUGCCUGCUGUGCCAGCCUUAUACCAAAUCUGGGCAAGAAUACUUUGCUACCUGGGUAGCAUCCAUGUUAAAACAUAGCAGCUUUACAAGGCUUUGUUUAACUUAUAAUCUUAAUGAUCUGUAUUUGCUAAAUGUAUGUAAAAAUGUUAGCAGCACAGGGCUUUAUUUAUCUCACUUUGUUACAAUUUUAAACACCUGUACUUAGCACCCUCACUAAAACUGACAUUAAAUAUGCUAGCUGCACAGCGCUCUUUUUACAUGACAUUGUUGUCGUUUCCACAGUCUUUGUUUACCUAAUAACAGCAUCUUUGUUUAAUCUUACUUUAAAAAUGCUAGCACCACAGGGCUAUCUUCAUCUCUUUAUAUAAUCUGUAGUUUCCAUAUGUUCUAAAAUGCGUACUGAAAUAUUAGUUGCACAGGUCUUCACUUACUUAAUUAUUUUGACAAACUGUAGUUAGCAUCCUCAUUAAAGCAUACAUUAAAUCCUAACUGUAUACGCCUUUGUUGCAUUGUUCUUUGCAACACUUGCAUCCAUGUUAAAACAUUUUAGCUUCACAAAAGAAUUGGCUUCACGAGGCUUUGUUUAACUGGCAUUAUCGAUUUCGAGAGGCUAUAGUUAGCAUUUGUGUUAACUUAAAAAUGUACAGGCUUAUCUUUACAUCUCAUUGUAAUUUCUAUAAUCUGUAGUUAGAAUCUGUGUUAACGUAUAUCAAAAAACAUUCGCUUCACUGGUUUACCUCACAUUUUUAAAAACAUUUCUGUAGUUGGCAUUCAUGUUAAAACUUAGAUAUGCUAGCUAUUCAAUGCUUCUUUACAUCACAUUGUUGUACUUUUAUGAUCUGUAGCUAGCAUCUGUGUUAGCUUUAGCUUCAUAGCUUUAGCUGUGUUAACUUUAGCUUUGUUUACAUAAUUUUUGUAGGUAGCAUCAGUGUUAAAAAUGUAUUAUGCUAGCCAUACAGGUUUCUUUACAUCACAUUUUGUUGCAAUCUGUAAUUAGCAUCUUGUGUCAGCUUCACUAGCUUUAGUUCAAAACUAUACUAUGUUACUUUUGUCAAAACUAUUAGACCGCAGAGCGUUCUUUACCUUGCAUUGUUUUCAUUUUCACAAUCUACAGUUAGCAUUCUUCCCUAAACAUAUGUCAAAAUAUUAGCUGCACAGGGCUUUCUUUACCUCACAAUGUUAUGAUUUUGUCAAUCUGUAGUUAGCAUACUUGCUAAAAACUUAAAUUAGACUAUUUGCCUCUCAGUGAUUUAUUUACCUUACAUAUUUUUCAUUUGUACAGUCUGUACUUGGCAUUCUUGAUAAAACGUGUUAAAAAUGUUAGCUGCACAUUGUUGACAUUAUUUCACAAUCUGUAGUUAGCAUGCUUGCUAAAACCUAACCAUUAUGUUAUUUGCACAGGGCUUUGUUUACCUUUCUACUAUGACAAAGUAUAAAUACAUGUUUAAGCAUAUUUAUAAAAAGAAAAGCUUUUAUAAUUAGACUUUUGGGAUUGAGAUAAAUCCACUGCAUGAUGCUCACCUUGCUCAGGCCUGUCAGGGUGGUGAUGUGUGAUGUCUGUGUGAAGGAUUUUUUGUGGUUUUAUUGUUGUUGCGUAUUUUACAGCAUUAGGAACUGUGGGAAAUUUUGACCCUCCCAACAGGUCAAUGACGUUGCAAGGUGUAAGCAACGCAGAGAAGUUUGACUAUGUGUUGAAUUUCAUGAAGAAGUUGGCAGGAAAUGAAUAUGUUGGUUUCAGCAAUGCUACUUUUCAGUCAGAGCGAUUGUCAGGAGACAGAAACUUUGCCAUUGGAUACUACUUGAAGGAGAAGAAGUGUUUCCCAGAGGGCACCGAUAUGAUCUCCAUCCUGGACCUUUACUUUCAGCUGUGUUCCAUUGAGGUGACCUGUGAAAGUGCCAGUGUUAUGGCAGCAACUCUGGCGAACGGCGGCUUCUGUCCAAUCACAGGCGAGCGAGUGGUCAACCCCGAGGCUGUGCGAAACACUCUGAGCCUCAUGCACUCCUGCGGCAUGUACGACUUCUCUGGACAGUUCGCUUUCCAUGUUGGUCUGCCGGCUAAAUCAGGUGUUUCUGGAGGCAUCCUGCUGGUCGUGCCCAACGUGAUGGGAAUCAUGUGCUGGUCUCCACCUCUUGACAAACUGGGCAACAGCGUGAGGGGAAUCCAGUUUUGCACGGAUCUGGUCCAACUGUUUAAUUUCCACAACUAUGACAAUUUGCGGCACUUUGCCAAGAAACUGGAUCCACGCAGAGAGGGCGGAGACCAACGGGUCAAGUCUGUCAUCAACUUGCUGUUUGCGGCCUACACAGGGGACGUGUCUGCUUUGAGAAGGUUUGCCUUGUCAUCGAUGGAUAUGGAGCAGAGAGAUUAUGACUCGAGAACUGCUCUUCAUGUAGCUGCUGCUGAAGGCCAUGCUGAGGUUGUGCGUUUUCUGCUAGAAGCCUGUAAAGUGAAUCCAGUGCCCAAGGACAGGUGGGGAAACACUCCGAUGGAUGAAGCCAUUCAUUUUGGCCAUCACGAUGUGGUAACAAUCCUGCAGGACUAUCACAACACCUACAGCCCGAAGGAGAGCAGCGCCGACAGCGAAAAAGAGACGGCAGAGAAAAACCUUGACGGGAUGCUGUAGAGACAGUUUGUUGUGUGUGUCUGAGGUAUGCAUUUAUACAAAGAAAACGUACAAAACGCUAAAAAAAGGACGUGUUUGGCCACUUUUACCCUGUUUUGUGGUGUUUGUGUGUGCGCGUGAUGUUUAACUUAGUUUUAUCGUACACUUGGAGGAAUGUAGCCUCAUACAAGUCUUAUUUAGCUGUAUCUUCAUGUCAACAUACAAUAUAAAUUCCAUACACUAUAUAUAAAACGUGUAUAUAUAAAUAGUUCACUUACAGUCAUACAAGCAAAAUGAUGUCAAACUGAUAUUUAAGAAAAGGCAGCUUGGUGAGAGCGGGAAGCGUUGGGCGGGAAGUGUUUGGAUUUAUUUUUAUAUUUACAUUUGUUUUCUUUAUUCUGUAUUUUAGUCGAUAGUCGUGAGGAAUGGUAGUAAUUUAUGCCUUUUUUAUUUUCGAUUGUAUAGCAUCUUGUGAAUAUGCUACUAAUGACGACGCUGUUCUUUGAUUGUCAAAAAUAUUUGCACUUUUAUUUUAUUAUAUUUAUUCAACUUUACUUUCUUUAAAUGAAAUUGCAGUAAUGCUUGUUUUUUUAUUUACAUGCUAGUUUAAUCAGUUUUCAAUUUGUUAACAUAAGUUUGGUGUAACUAAUAUUUAAAUUUAACAGCAUUUGUUAAACUAGGUUAAUAUUCAUUUAUAUAUAGUUUUAAUUCCUGAUUGUUUAAUUUAAUGUAUGGUAAUAAUGUCUAACUUUACAGAAAUGUAGUAAUUGAGUAUAGCCGAGGUUAAUAAAUGCUGUUAAAAUAUUAUUUAUUGCAACCAAAAGAACCAUUUUCGCACUUGCGUGUUUUAUUGCACUCCAAGAAUUUACCUUGAUCUGCUUUACAGUAUGCUGUUAAAAUCUUUAAUAUUAGAUAAGUAGAUUGGUGUAAAAUACUGGAUUCGUUGACGGUUUACUUAGCCGAUGUUAACAAAAUUAAACCUAAUGUUACCAAAUUCACUUUAAAGAACUAGAAAGUCCAUUUUCAUACAGUCUUGUUUACUGUAGUACAGGAAUGUCCUGUACUUGUUACAUAUUUAAAGUGAAUAAUUACAGUUUAGACAUACUGUAAAGUGUUGCGGAAAUUGCUUAAAAGCGUUAAAAGUACCAUAUUUUAACAUUCCCUUUCAUUGUGAUUACAUUUAAUUUCUGUAUUUGAUUUCUAUUGAAAGUUAUUGUAAUGUGCUAAUGAAAUAUAUUCGUACAUUCCGACUCAUUGUACUACAAGAGUUUCCUAUAUGUGACAGCUUAAGGAUCUACAUCACAAUGUUGUAAUUUAAUAAUAUAGUUAAGUCGACGGGUAUUAAAAGAAUUCAGACUGUUUAUUGUAUUUAAUAGCUUUCGCACUUUCAGUUUGCUUGCAUAACUUAAUUGUUUAGGACAAUUCGUUGUAACUGGCUCUGCUUACAUGACAAUGAUAAAAGUUCUUCCUUAAGUAUUUUAAAAGUUUCACAUUUAGACGACAAGUUUUUAAAAUGAUAUAUGUUUACAAAUGUUAGCAAAAACAGCAAGGAAACACUGUAUUUAUUAUUUAAUAACUUUCUGACUUUCAAUUUGUUUACAUAAGUCUUAAGGAAAAAUUUUUGUACCUGGCCAUGGUUCGACGACAAAAAUCUAGUUGAAAAUGGAACAAUUUUACUCUUGCGUUUCGAAAAGAAAUUUCAAAUAUUUUUAAAUGCGACUGUUUUCAAAAUGUCCCACAUUUACACAUAUCCACAAAAAUGGCUAAAAUACAUGUAUUAUGUAUGCCAGUCCAGUAUUUACCACUGUCACCUUGUUAGUAAACCGUACCUGUAGAAAUGUGCAGUUGGCGGCUUGUGUCUAUAGCUACGUCCGAAAUUGCAAAUACUACUACUCGAGUAGGUACUACAUUUAAACUUAAACUUACUUCACAAUCAUUGGAAAAGUUUGUUCUAAAUAGUAUGAAUGUAAUUUGAAACUUCUACAUCCGCUAUAUCAUUAUCACAAGACUUACCCACGUCAGUUGUGCCACUCUCCUUCUUAAAUUCUCUUGCGCAGCCUUAUGGGAUAGUAAAUCCAUUGAGAAUCUCACCAGAAGUAGUGGGUCAUCCAGGUACUUCUCACCUACUGUUUUUCAAAUGCUACGAAUACUCUGCAUACAUUUACCAUACUAUAUAGUAGGAAAUUAUACGAUUUCGGACACACCUGUGUCUCCGUUUUUGGUUGUAAUGUGGAAUAAAUCCAAAUUUAGCAAAUUAAACAUUUGGAAACACUUGAGCAGCAAAACUACUACGUACUCCGCCAUCGUGUGUUUAUUUGCUCUUGAAUUUAAUCUAUGUUCCCCCAAACACAUAGCAUGCACAUGCAUGAUGUCAUCGCUUUUAAAUUUCACUUUAGUUUUCAGGUGUUUACACAGACACAACUACAACGGCAUUUUCAAAUCCAUCCACUUUGAAACGGUUUGCAUCUUUAGUCCCAAAAGCACUAUUGCCAUGUAAACGAACAGGUAAAACGUAUAAUAUGUUUCCCAUUUUUGGCUAAAAAAGGUUGUUGUGUAAAUAGCCCCUUGUUGUACUACAAAAAUUCACUUUAUUUGAUUCCUAUUUUGAGAUAUUGUAAUGUUUUUCGAAAGUCCUAGAAAGACACGUUUCAUACCUACCUUUUUAUUUACUAUAUUUGUAAUUUAAUACUUUAAAUAGAUGACUUAAUUCCUGUAUUUGAUACCCGUCUACUUAACUAAUUAAAUAUAUUGAAAUGUUGUCGAAAUGGGUGUCAUUGUAGCGCAGUGGAUAGCACGAUUGCCUCACAGCAAGGUUCAAGUCCCGGCUGGGUCAGUUGGCGUUUCUGUGUGGCAUUGGCAUGUUCUUUCGUGUUCACUUGGGUUUCCUCCAGGUGCUCUGGUUUCCUCCACAAGUCCAAAGACAUGCGCUAAAGGUGUUUGGUUAAGCUAAAUUGCCCGUAGUGAAUGAGUGUGUAUGGUUGUUUCCCAGUGAUGGGUUGCAGCUGGAAGGGCAUUCGCUGCAUAAAACAUAUGCUGGAUAAGUUGGCGGUUCAUUCCGCAGUUGCAAACCCAGAUUAAUAAAGAGACUAAGCCGAAAAGAAAAUGAAUAUUGUCGAAAUUACUUUAAAGCACAAGAACAACCAUUUCCCUUCUUCCCUUCACUGUAGACUUCCCUGUAUUUAAUAUGUUGACGAUCUACAGUAUAAUACGUUUUAAUUUCUUAAGAUUCAUAUUUUGGUAUUAAAUACCGGUAUUUCUAAUGUUUUUAUUUUGGUAACACUUCGACAACAUGAAUUUAGUGUUACCAAAAUUACAAUUCCAUUUUUGGUUUUUAUAAUUUGUCAUUGUACUACAAGUGUUCCUCCAAAAUAUUGAUAUUACUGAAAUUAAAGCACUGGAAGGGCCAUUUCUGCACCUGGCUGUUUAAUGUAAUACUCACAUUUUCUUUAAUUGACACCUUAACCCUUUACAGGGCACUCAUUGAAAUGCUCAGUGAAAAAACUUCCUGGAGUGCCACUGGGGGUUAUCACAGGACCAUUAAAGUUUUAGAAUUUGAGACACUGUAACCAGUGUCAAUGAAGUAGCCAUAUAUUCUUUGCCUGAUAAAGGGUUAAUGAUCUAACACCAACUGUGCGUUCACACCAAAAUCGGCGAGAGCGUCAAAGUAGCAGGAAGUCAUUCAUUUUUUUAAUGGAAGACCGCAGCGAUAAGCAACAAGGAGCUGAGCAGCUUGUCUUUGCCAGUGUGGGCGUCGAGGAUAGUUCAAAUCAAGUCAACUUUAUGGUAGUGAUUUGGCAGCAAGCAAUCGGAAUAUAGAAGUCCACCGCUUGAAAGGAUUCCAGUGAACACAGUCCUGUGAACUUAGGUUCCAAUCACAGUUGUUCCCAUGGGUUUGAUUCUUGCGCUCGCCGGAUUUCCAAUUAUUUACGAACAGGGACGUACAUUUAAAAAAAAGUUACUGGCGAGUUACUGAUUAUACAUUAAUGUUAUAUUAGUUUAAUAUAUAUAUUGCAUAUAUGCAUAAUCAUAUAUAUAAAUCAGGGGGCUAAUAUAUAUAUAUAUAUAUAUAUAUAUAUAUAUAUAUAUAUAUAUAUGUAUAUAUAUAUAUAUAUAUAUAUAUAUAUAUAUAUUUGUCUUAAAAAAGUGUGAAUCUCACGCUAACUGUACUGACAGUACAAAAGAGUAUUGCUGCUUCAGAAUAUUUCAGGCAUAUGGACACAUAUUGGCUAAGUGGAGCAAAGCUACACCACACGCAACAACUUCCAUGGUUAAAUGAAUUUGAUAAAAGGCGCACAACAUUUUUAGGCUUGAAAGCAUGUUUUUUGCAGGAAUGUAACUAAUUUGCUACAAAGGCUCCUAUAAAUAUGAGAUCAAUGUCGACUUCAAUAGACUAGUGCGUCAACCUUGGUGCUCACGGCGACCCAAGUUCGAUUCCCAGCUCGAGAUCCUUUGCCUAUCUCUGCUCCCCACAUUUUCCUGUCUGUAAAAUCUUAACUCUCCUAACCAAUAAAGGUGAAGAAUAUUAAGAUCAAUAUUGCAAAUUUUGAUGCUCUCGCCGGUGGAGCUGUGAAGGCAGACAUCGUUGUCGCCAGGGUGGCCAGAGCGAACUUUGACUUUGAGCGAACGUUUCGCUUUUUUCGCCACCUUCGAUGUGAACACACAGUCAUAAGCAAAUGUUGUGUAUAUUGUUAUAUAUUUUCUUGUUAUUGUGUGCAAAAAGAACCAGGCAACGAUUUCAGAUUUUCAGUUUUAUUCUCAGCACAUGAAGAAAUGACAAGAUUAAAACAAACAAACAAUCAGAAAUUCAGUGGCAUCAACACAGAAUGCAUUGGUGUAAAUGCAGCCUAAGCGUGUUCAUGUCAUGUAAUAAGAAUUUAAAAAACAGUUGAUUUUAUGUCUAUAAGCACACAUUUUAAGCGAAUAAGCUCACGGAUUGUUUUAUUGUACAGUACGACGGACAAAGAGGCACGUUUACUUGAAGAACACCUCCAAAGCUGAGUGUGUGUGCUUGUUUUCUAGUGGGACACUAUUGUUGAAGUAUUGUAAAUGGCGUUUUGUAAUGUGUGUGUGUGUGUGUGUUUGUUUGUGCUUAACUGUUAAAAAUUCGUUUAAAAAAACGAGCAAAUGAUUCACAAACAAAACUACAGUAGGUCAUUAUUCGUAUCUAAAUUGGUUUUACUUGUCGCACUUUAGCAAUUUUGUGUAAAUUGUUUUUCGUUUUUACAAAGAAAGCUGUUACUUUAUUUUUAGCGGCGUUUGUUAUGUACGGCUGCGAAUGUAUCGCCAUGUUGUGAAAUUGAACUUUGAUUUCAUUAUUUAGUCAUGUUGUGCUGUAGAUGUUUGUUAGUACCUUUGUUCGAAUUAUAUUCCACAUUCGAAAUACUAUGUUAAAUCAAUAAAGGCUUUCAACAGUG